AUGGAAGAUGAUGGUUUUAAACUAGUUAGAAGUAGAAGAAAGUGUUCACGGUUGAAGAAAACUGCCGUCAAAUCUGUUGAUAGGAUUGAAGGUUCUGGAAACGAUAUUGAGGCAGCGAUGGAGAGAGCUGAUUCAAAAAUCGAAGAGAGUGGGUUAGGUUCGUGGAUCAUCAACAGUAUUCGCUUAUUUCUUGAUAAUCGGCGCGUCUUGCGAGUGUAUUUGAUAGGAAAUGGUCAUUUCGAUGCGCCGUGGGAACCCGGUGCUCACCAACUUGCUCUUAUUCGCAGAAUAUGCCGUGCAUUCGAUGCAGAAAUGAUUUUUCAGGAGCCUUGCAUCAGUGCUGCUGAGCAAAAAUGGCUGAGUCUACAAGAGGGAAUCGUGAUACGAGAUAAACCUGAUGUCUGCUUCGACAUAAUCGGCACUGACCACGGUUGUAUAGGAAUUGCCGUUUUGCUACAUGGUGUACAUAGUCUUUUGAAUGAUUUUCUUGCCUUUAACUGGUCAUCGAAUUUACACGAAAUUCUUAUUCUAUGUAAUGACUAUAGGGAUAUUGACCUCAUUGGUGGGACAGCCGAAACUAAUGCAGAAUUUCCUGUCCUUAACUUUUACCGUGAGCAUGCUAGGUUUGUUGCCUUCCCUGAGUAUAGCCCCAAUCCUCAGUUUUUUCAUAACUCGUCUUUGGCAUAUCUUGUAACGGGUACUUCUCUGCCAGAAUUGACCUCUAUUGAUUGUUGA
Haemonchus placei is the source of this 735-nucleotide messenger RNA. The record is from the annotation of a GenBank genome assembly. NCBI's taxonomy places the organism in Eukaryota, Metazoa, Nematoda, Chromadorea, Rhabditida, Trichostrongylidae.